GUACGGAUCUAUUGUCUCUUUAUUAUUCGUGUUUCUUGAUGUGUAAUCUAAGAUCUAUAAAUAGUAUGAACUCCUUACCGGAGGUGCAUCAGUGAAUAUUGUUUCAAUACAUAAGAAGAGUUCCCCUGAGCACUAUUCAUCAUCAUCAACCAAAAUGUCAAAAACCAACACACAUUCUGCAACAAAGAAAUUGGUAGUUGUUACAGGAUCCAGUAAGGGGAUUGGAUUUGAGAUAUGUCGCCAGUUUGCCACUAUUGGCUUUACAGUGGUGUUGACAGCAAGAGAUGAGAAGAGGGGUGUUGAAGCUGUGGAGAAGCUCAAAGGGUCUGGACUCUCUCAUGUGAUCUUUCAUCAACUUAAUGUGAUGGACCCUGCUAGUAUUGCUUCCCUGGCUGAUUUCAUCAAAAACCAGUUUGGAAAGCUUGAUAUCUUGGUGAACAAUGCAGGGAUUACUGGAAUUAUAUUAGAUGACGAUUCUUACAAGGCCCUGAUGGCAAUAGAUGGUCCUAAUGAAGUUUGGCUAGCCAAAUACAAUGAACUAGCAAGACAGACCCAUGAAUCAGCCAAAGAAUGUGUCCAAACAAACUACUACGGCACCAAAAGAGUGACUAAAGCACUUCUUCCCCUCCUUCAGCUAUCCGAUUCACCAAGAAUUGUUAAUGUUUCAUCAACUCUGGGACAGCUACAGUAUCUCACCGACACAUGGGCCAAAGAAGUGCUAGGAGAUGAGAAUGGUCUCACAAUAGAUAGAGUAGACGAUUUGUUGAACAAGUUUCUAAAGGAUUUCAAGGAAACCAAUGGCUGGCAUGCCUACACAAUAUCCAAAGCAGCUGUCAAUGCCUACACAAGAAUUCUGGCUAAGAAGUUUCCCAAAUUUCGCAUAAAUUGUGUCUGUCCAGGUUAUGUCAAAACUGACAUUAACUACAACACUGGGAUCUGUACUGUUGAAGAAGGUGCAGCUGGUCCUGUAAAGUUGGCUUUGUUUCCUGAUGAUGGCCCUUCUGGAUUUUUCUUUAUUCAAAAAGAAUUAUCAACCUUCUAAUAAUACAUGAUCAUAGUUCAUUUUCCUGAAAAAUAAGAGUUGCAGUUCCCUUGUUGUCGAUGUAUACUUAUAUGUUCCUUCUUUGUAUUAGAUUAGAUUGAGUAUGAAAAAACAAGAAAUAAGAUUUUGAUGUACAAUCUUUACAAUAUUUCAGUCCUUCCCUGGGUUUUGAUGUAUCAUCUUUUGUUUAAUUGUUUCUUGCCUCCUCUUACAUUGAUGUAUCAA
Macadamia integrifolia is the source of this 1267-nucleotide messenger RNA. RefSeq names its product salutaridine reductase-like. The coding region runs from base 155 to 1042 and encodes 295 amino acids. Gene Ontology annotation, molecular function: oxidoreductase activity, acting on the CH-OH group of donors, NAD or NADP as acceptor. The record is from RefSeq and is a predicted model, not a curated record. NCBI's taxonomy places the organism in Eukaryota, Viridiplantae, Streptophyta, Magnoliopsida, Proteales, Proteaceae. The transcript has 5 exons. Gene Ontology annotation, cellular component: membrane.